AUGCUUUCAGAUGAAAUCAAAUGCGAUGUUCCGUUGUCAGCACAAGAAUAUGUCCUCGGGUCAGCUCCCACUUUGUCGUGUCCGCUGGAAGUCGCUGAAGUUGCUGAUAAAGUCAGCCGAAUUUCUCAAGCAGCUUCCAUUGAGGGUCUGAAGUGGGCAUUGGACUUUGGAUUCAGGAACGAUGUGCAGCGACUCAGUCUGAAUUCAAGUGCUGCAGCUGAUGCCUAG
Molecule: messenger RNA, 228 nt
Organism: Haemonchus placei
Lineage: Eukaryota; Metazoa; Nematoda; Chromadorea; Rhabditida; Trichostrongylidae
Source: the annotation of a GenBank genome assembly